Molecule: messenger RNA, 3584 nt
Organism: Tricharina praecox
Lineage: Eukaryota; Fungi; Ascomycota; Pezizomycetes; Pezizales; Pyronemataceae
Product: timeless protein-domain-containing protein
Exons: 6
Coding region: 80-3523 (1147 amino acids)
Biological process (GO): replication fork arrest; DNA replication checkpoint signaling; DNA repair
Cellular component (GO): replication fork protection complex
Molecular function (GO): DNA binding
Source: RefSeq, a predicted model, not a curated record
CGUCUUCUCCGAACCUCCACGUAAACACAACUCCUCGACACUCCUCCCACCACCACCCACAUACCCCACACACGAUACCAUGUCCCGAAACGAACCCGUAUCCAUCCCAGACCCCGAGGAAGCCGCAGUCCAAGCCCAAAACCGCGAUGUCGUCGACCCGUUAAUUAGAGCUCAUAUCUACUCCAUUUGUACAGCGCUCGGAGGCGCGUCCGUCGAAGAGGAUGGGAGGUAUACACUUGGCGACGACGCGCUUGCGUGUCUGAAGGAUCUACGGAGAUGGCUGAAGCUUUAUGAUGAGAAAUUGAAUCGAUACGAUGUGGCCAGAUGUCUGAGCGAGAUGAACCUGGUGGGAGGUGAUCUGUUGCCGAUUAUUGCCAUGUGGAAGGAGGAGGAUACUAUGGUGAAGCCAAUACAUCGGUUAACGGUAGCGUGCAUUGAAUUACUCACCCCAUUGACAUGGCCGUUCGAGAAACAAAACGAGCAGAUGACGGUCAACCACCACCGCCACAUCCCGGUGCUGCAGCACGCGCAGGCCCGCUACAAGACCGCAAUCCUGCAACAUAGUUCCAAAAAGAUCCUCAAAGACAUCAUCCGCGCGGCACUCCCCGCAAUGGCAAUGCCGUCGUACGACCGGGGCGCUCGUGACGAAGGAAUCAUCAAGCUGGUACUCUACACACUGCGGAACAUCGCGAUCAUCGAGCACCCAGAGCCGGGCGAGAAUGAGGCGGGAGAGGAGAUCAACAGGAGUGCGACUAUAACGGCGUACGCAGAGCAGAAUGUGCUGGACCUCUUGCUCACGAUUGCGUCCGGCAUUGCGGACGACUUCAGGGCGCACGAUACAGUUGUUAUGGAGGUGUUGUAUCAUCUUAUCAAGGGCUUGGAUGUUGAAGCCAUCUUUCGGUCAGAUGGCGAGGAGUCGGAGAAGCGCGGGAACGAUCUUGCGCAGCUGUUGAAGCGGGAAGAUGACCUGAAGCGGGCUGCCUCGAGGUCUUCGACACGACAUAACCGCUUCGGCUCGACCAUCUGGAUGGAGAGGACCGAUGGGACACGGUCGUUCGUGUCCGGCCAGGAUGCCUUGUUGACCAAGGACACCGGCCUGGAAAAGCUCGACAAGGCGAAAAAGUGGAAAAAGGCUCGGGGUGCGGAUAAAGCAGGCGUCUCCCUCAAGACGGAAUUCGACAUGACGGUAAGCUUGACCACCGGCGCAAAGAAGCAUUUCCGCCGGUUUGUUGAGGAUUUCAUCGAUUCCGGGUUCAACCCGCUAUUUGAGUCUAUCCGCCGAGCUAUCGACCGUGAUGUCGAACGCCUCCUCGAUUCGCAUACGACGGAUCGCUGCGAAGGACCGGAAAAGAAAGGCCUCCCCGCAGAAGAGGAUAGUUGGGCAGUCGUGUCGGCGGUCCUCAACCAGCAGUUCCUGAUCACGCUCAACAGGAAAAUGAUAGAAUGGUUUGAAAUGAAGCAGUGGACGGCCUUGCAGGCAGGAAUGAGGUGCUUUACCCAGAUCCUCUAUACAGUACAGGAGAUGGCACUGUCGCCGAUCGAGGACGACCAGGAGAUUGCCGAGAAUAUACAGAACCGUCUAUUCUACGAAGAGACGACUAUGGAUUUGAUUUACAACAUCUGCCGGUCGUAUACAAAACAGCCGUUCAAAUGGCUCGAUGACUGCACAGAGAUGGCAUACGUCCACCUCAAGCUCCUCGAGAAGUACUCACAGCAGCACGAACACAUGUUUGUUCGGUCACGCCGGCGCCAGUCCAAAAAAGCCAAAGAAAAGGCCGCCGCCCUCGGCGAAGCCGCCGAGCACGAAGAAGACGAUUCUGAGCUGGUCGCCGCCAGCAAAAGUGCAGCUGCAGAGCGCGCCUUCGACUUCACAAAGUUCGAGGCCAAAUACCUGAACCAGAACUGCAUCAACACGUUUAUCGCGUUUCUCACCUACUAUCAGGAGCUCAAUGCGACCCAGAUCAUGCGCGCCAUCAAGAUGUUUCAUCGCAUCUCGGAAAAGAGGAAGAUGGAGGUGCUGCUGUACAGACUGGAUCUGGUGAAUCUGCUGCAUCGCAUGAUGCAGGGCUCCGCGGCUCUGGACAGGAAGCAUCCGGCAUACAAGGAGGUCGACCAGUUCACAAAACAUUUCCUGCGGAAGCUGUUCAAGAAAUUGGAGGCCGAGCCGGCGAUGUAUGUGGAGCUCCUCUUCACGAAGCUCUCCAGUACGACGCACUACCUCCAGCACGGCUACACCAAGGAAUUGCACGUCGCAAAACCGCGUGCCGCAGCGGAGCUCAUGAUCAAACCUGGCUCGGGGGUACAAUCACACUCGGACCAGGUUGGCGUCGGAGUUGCCGCACUACUGGACGACAACAAGUCCAGCGACGUGGAGUGGCUCAAGGACGUCAUCAGGAAAGCCGUAACGGAGCGCAAAUCCUUCGAAGACGAAUCCGCGGCGCGUCUCACGCUCGAAGCCCACGGUCCCUCAUCAGAAGCCGCACCUUCCCCCACCACCGCCGGCACACCACCCGACAUCCUCAUUGACCCCAGAACCGACGAGCGCGCGCGGGCGCUAUUCAAGGACGCAGUCCUGCGCUUCCUUCUCAAGCUCGUAGGCUGCGAACCCGUAGAACCAAACGAGACGCCAGAGACGAAAUGGCUCAUCCCGGCGCGCCACACCUCGCAAACCCUGGCCGAGAACCUAACACUCCUGCAGAAAUUCGCCAACGACCCUCCAACGUUCGACAACACCGCCGCCGCUGACCUGCUAAAGCGCAAACUCCCCUCCACCACAGCGCGCACCCGCCGCCCCGUGCUGUCUUCCGACUCCUCAGGCUCCUCCGCCGACGAGGAGGACGAGGCCACAGGCUUAUUCGAGCCCGGCGGUCCAACCAGCGUGCACGCGCCGCAGCGCAGCAAGGGCGCCAAACGCAAGCGGCGCCUGGUAGUCGAGGCGGAGGCGGCGAACGAAGAGCUCAGCGCGCUAGCCCUCGAGAAGCGCCGGAAGCGCGAGGAGGCGGAGAGACUAAAGCUGUCGAAGAUCAAGAGCGACAAGUUUGUGCACGAUAGUGAUGACAACAGUGAUGUCGAGGGUGACGAGAUGUUUUAUGCCCGCGAGAGGGAGAUUAGAAGUCUCGGACCGCAGCCGGUGGUUAGGCCUGAGAAGCUGCCGCUGGUGAGGGGUGGUGGGAGUGAUGGGGAGGAGGGGGACGGGGACGGGGAAAGGGAGGCGCCAACGAAACGGAGGAAGAAGGUGGACAAGCCGGAGAAGGAGAAGAAGAGUAUCUUUAAUGAUGAUGACUCGGACGACGAGGGGGGGAGGGAGAGGGAGAGGGAGAGGGAAAGCACCAUCGAGCCGAUCACGAGGAAAACUGGCGCGGUGAUCAUCUACUCCAGCUCCGAUUCCGAAAAAGAGGAUGUGGUUAUGCGAGACGUUUCCGUCGUCGAUGAAGCUGAAGACGCCGACAGUGAGAGCGAGGAGGAUAAACCGGUAGCUGCUCGAAGGAGAAGAGCUGUCGUCGUGGAUAGCGACGAUGAGUAGAUCGGAGUAGUGACAUAGACAUAUACCCUGCGGCCUGGGUUUGAUAGAAUAAUAGAUAAAC